UUUUCCGCCAUCUAGUGGUGAAUUACAGACGGAAUGAUUAUUGUGGUUUAAGGUUCCGCCCGACCCCUUUUCUUGCUUGCGCUCAUGCUGUCCGCACAGCGUUGCUGCAGAUUGACGCCACUGAAAGGAAAGAGAAAUAAAAGUUAAAAAAACAGAAGAAAUAAACAAAGCAAUGUUGAGAAGAAACUACAGCCAUAAGAAAUAUUUAGCCUCUCAUGGACGUCAGCUCACGAGUUCUCACGGGUUGUUCAGACCAGAAUAAACCCCGUCUUUGACUCUAUCUCGUGCCUCCGUCAUUCCAGUGAGGGUGCUACACCCUACGAAACUUAAACCGAAUAAUCUCCUUUGGGAGUGUCACAGAACAGAUCGGGAACAGAUUUUUGUUUAGACAUUAGAAAUGAUCUCAAAAUAAAAAAAAAAAAAUGGAUUCAUUAGGUUCAAUCUUCACAAGUCACCAAAAAACAAACAAAACAUGAGCCGCUGAAGCACUUGACACCACACUAAGGUGUUAUGAAACUCUCUGGCCUCCCUACAUCUGUACAUGGAGGGGGGGGUGAACGAGCCCAGACUGAGGCACAGCUGUCUGCCUGCAAUGGCUGUCUGUGGCCUUCCUGGCUCCCUGCCUGGCUCCACCCCCUCACCAUGUGAGACCUACAAGAUUAAAAUAACAGAUUCUGGUGUUAGAUGUGAAACUGAAUACCUAUGAAGAGGCAUAAGACAGACUUUUAUAUUGAAUCUGUGUAAAAAAAAAAAAAAAAAAAGAAUCUGUGUAAAAGUUGAAUGUCUGGCCAGGAUUCGGGCCUCCAGCACCUGAAAAGCCAGGUUCAUGACCUCUGCAGGCUCCUUCCUGAAGAUACGUCCCUCUGCCCAUCCACCACAUCAGCCAAAUAGCCAUGUGAUUACAAACUCUCAUCACUCAAAUUACAUGAAAUCCUAAUUAUUCCUUUUAAAUUCCCAGUCAACUGCACAUGAAGUUUAAUCUUACCAAAGUAUGACUUCAUCUUCUCACAAAUUGGACGCUAGAGGACCUCAUGUCUGUAGGGACAGAGAUGACACAGCAGAUCUCGAUGGCCAACAGCACAGUCUAGGAGCAUAAAAAGGCCAGCACAGAGGUUAGAAUCCUACUUUGGAUGAAAAUGAAUAAUGUAUAUCAUUAGGCAUAUUAAAACCCUGUUGGACAGGCUGCUCAUAGAUUGUCUUUCUAAGUAAUCACAUUAUAUUCAAGCAUUUAAUGUUUUCACUUCAGGAUAUUUUUGUGUCUUUUUUUAUAGUAGAUCAAUGUUGUUAUUGGAUGCUCAACUAGUUAAAGAUACAAACUCCGAGGAAUUGUGUCUGACCUGAUCCUGAGGGGUUUGUUAUAUUUAUGCUUCAUGACAAAAGAAUCAUAUUUUAAAAAGUAAGACCUGUCUUAUUCUGAUUAUCUUUUGAGCUCAACAAUGGAAAAUUCUACUCGUGAAGUUGUUUUUUCCCUCAAUGGAUUGAACGACACAAGAACAAACAAACUGAUUUAUUUUUCCUGUUCAUUUCUCAUCUACCUUUUCACAAUUUUUGUGAAUAUGACUCUGGUUGUGACUGUCAUGCUGGACAGAAUUUUGCAUGAGCCCAUGUACAUCUUCCUGUGUAAUCUGUGUGUCAAUGGGAUUUAUGGUGCUACAAGUUUUUACCCCAAGAUUCUACUGGACCUCUUAUUAGAAUCUCACGUUAUCUCAUACAGCGCAUGUGUAACUCAAAUAUUCAUAGUCCAUUCGUAUGUGUUAUGUGAACUGUCCAAUCUGACAGUAAUGGCCUUUGACAGGUAUGUUGCAAUAUGUAAACCCCUGCAGUAUCACCCUAUUAUGACCCCUGGAAAUGUGGGGAAAAUAUUGCUUCUGCCCUGGCUGUUAUCCUUUGCUGAGAUUUUAAUUGGAGUUCUUCUAAUGCUUAGGCUGACUUUGUGUGGAUCUAAGAUAAACAAGCUUUAUUGCACAAACUGGGAUGUGGUGAAGCUCUCCUGUACAGAUACCAGUAUUAAUAAUUUCUAUGGAUAUGGAAUACUUAUUACUCAUUUCGUCCAAGUAGUGCUGAUUGUAAUCUCCUACUUCCACAUCAUCAGGGCAUGUGUGCGAUCGCAAGCAGAACAGAGCAAGUUCAUGGAGACCUGCCUGCCCCAUCUGAUCACUCUGGCCAUCUAUGGUCUAUCUGCUGCAUUUGAUGUCUUAUAUGCACGUUAUGAGUCCAGCAGCAGCCUGCAGGGUCUCCGUAACUUCUUCUCCAUAGAGUAUCUGAUCAUCCCUCCCCUGCUGAACCCCCUCAUUUAUGGCCUCAAGCUGAAGCAGAUUCAUCGGAGCGUCUGGAGGCUUUUCAGCAGGAAAGUCAGUGCGCUGACAUAAAUUCCAGAAUGUUCUUCCUCCCAAUAAACAAAAACGGUGACA
This is a messenger RNA of Paramormyrops kingsleyae, 2411 nucleotides long. Its product is annotated as olfactory receptor 52B2-like. NCBI's taxonomy places the organism in Eukaryota, Metazoa, Chordata, Actinopteri, Osteoglossiformes, Mormyridae. The record is from RefSeq and is a predicted model, not a curated record. Gene Ontology annotation, biological process: G protein-coupled receptor signaling pathway; detection of chemical stimulus involved in sensory perception of smell. Gene Ontology annotation, cellular component: membrane. Gene Ontology annotation, molecular function: olfactory receptor activity; G protein-coupled receptor activity; odorant binding.